Messenger RNA from Aureobasidium pullulans EXF-150, 1410 nucleotides. RefSeq lists its product as uncharacterized. Lineage: Eukaryota; Fungi; Ascomycota; Dothideomycetes; Dothideales; Saccotheciaceae. Bases 1 to 1410 code for a protein of 469 amino acids. The record is from RefSeq and is a predicted model, not a curated record. The transcript is spliced from 2 exons.
AUGGACUUCAAGCAACAGCUGCAGCGCAUUCCGGUCAAGCGCAAGAGAUCACCGUCGCGCCCACCUGUUCUAUCCGUUGAGCCCUGUCGCAGUACAUUCAUCACUCUCCUCGCUCAACCUAAGUGCUACGCACCAGUGUCUGAUCUCCUUUUCGGCUAUCUGGAUGCCCCUGAGAUCAUUGCCCUCAGCCGAGUUUGCAAGGCUCUCUCUAAACUCUACGUCAACUGUAUACCCACGCACUGGAAUGUUGACCAGCGCUUAGCGUCUUUUGUCGAGAAACCAAAAACCCUUCGAGCACUUCUCAAGAAGCUCGAUGCCUUGAUUGUCGGCAGCCUUCCUCUUCAACUAUUCUCUCGCCUGCACUGGAAAGAUUCGAGCUUAGACAUCCUGGUCACCUGUCUUGAUGAGGGCAAUUCUUUCGAACUCAACGCUCUGGGUGAUUAUCUCCGUCUGGAGCGCUAUCAAAAGGAUGAGAAGGAUGUUUGCUUCGACGACGGCGACUACUACCAGACAGCAGAAGUCUGGACCCAUCAAACCGGUUGCCGCAAGAGAACCGUGAAGCUUCUUUCUGCAGCCAAUCUGCCUCUGUGGUACUGUAUGGAUUCCGUCUUCUUUUCCACCAUGGGUACCUGUUUCAUCUCUGGCGACGCGGCCUAUCACCUCUGUCCCAAAUACACCUUCAUCGAUGGAAAAGUGCAGUUCACAGACGAACUCGCAUACGCCGUCGAGGACAUAGUAUCUCGGUACUGUCAAAGAGGCCUAGACUUCGCCGCCAACGCACCACACGACACCGAGGAAGUGACAUGCAAGGAUGUGCGCAGAGACCUCGAGGGUACCCGAAGGAUCGGCGACGCCAAAACGUGGAAAAUCUCACUCGAUUGCACAGAUGAGCCAGAACACAACGACAACAAACGCAGCAACGGCAGAAAAGACACAGCGCCUUACUUGGAAACCUGCACUUUCAGGGUCACAGUCAAAGACAAAACUCUAGACCCAAAUCUUCUGCCAGCAUGGGUUCCUCUGUACUCCGUUCGUACAUCCUUCUCGCUCACCUGUACCGUUUUCCGCUGCUGUAUGCUCCAGCACUAUUACAUAUUCGACUCCCCAGACGAAUGCAACACCAAGGAGAAGGGUUUCGUACACUACCUACGAUGUCAACUCCAGAAGCUCGCCCGCCCGCAGCUGAAACACCAUUUGCAGCAAGGCACCUUUGUACCAUGCGAAGAGCCAUAUCGCGGCGGUGGGUAUAAUUGCAGCGAAUCGGGCAGUCAGGAUGAGUGUGAGACUUUGGCUCAAUGCUAUGCUCAGAUCUUCCAGCCGCCCGAGGGGUGGAAGUUUGCGGAUGAUCAGGUUGCAAGGAUCUACGAAGAUUGGAGGAGACUUGAGAAGGCGAGGAUGGAUGAAGCUUGA